AUGUUGUGCCCCCUGCCCACACUCCUGCUGCGGGCACAACCUCACAACACCAAAAAAGCUUCACAUCUGCCCCGCUCGAACUUCCACCACCACAUUUACCAAACACCACCAACAAGCACCAGAGAAGCCAACGUAGCCAACAACGCCAUCGAAAUGCUUUCUCUAAUCCUCUCCGCAGAACUCACCGGAGUCACGGACCUCCGCCCGCAAGACACAGAGGAAGACCCGUACUACUAUACCUUCAAGGUGCAAUGUACCUCAUGUCGCGAGACACACCCGAACUGGGUGAGCUUUAAUCGCUUUGAACAGAUUGAAAUCCCGGGAAGUCGCGGCGAGGCGAACUUUGUGUGGAAGUGUAGGCUUUGUCAGAGAACGCACUCGGCUUCUAUUCUUGCAGCCCCAACGGCUUAUGCCGACGACGAGAAGCGCAAGGGGAAGAAGGUGAUUGACCUUGAUUGUCGCGGGUUGGAGUUUACGGAGUUUAAGCCUGAUGGAGAAUGGGAGGCUAAGGGUGUGGAAUCCUCUACGGCGUUUACGGGGAUUGAUCUUGCAGACGGCGAGUGGUAUGAUUAUGAUGAGAAGGCUGGGGAUGAGGUUGCGAUUAAGGAGAUCAAGUGGGAUAUUGGACGAGCAUGA
This is a messenger RNA of Aspergillus puulaauensis, 636 nucleotides long. Its product is annotated as CXXC motif containing zinc binding protein. The coding region runs from base 1 to 636 and encodes 211 amino acids. The transcript has 5 exons. Lineage: Eukaryota; Fungi; Ascomycota; Eurotiomycetes; Eurotiales; Aspergillaceae. Gene Ontology annotation, molecular function: zinc ion binding. The record is from RefSeq and is a predicted model, not a curated record.